AAACGGCCUUCGGUAAACUUCCAGCAACUACCGGAUUUUCCAAAACACAGCAUCCAUUUAACCUCCUUUAUUUGACAUGGUUGUUACAUGAUGGUUACAACCAUAGUGAUAAAGAUUUACCACUAAAUAUAAGAGGUGAAACGAUCAAGAGUCUUUAUAAAGAACGGCUCGAUUAUCAACUAGAUAAAUAUCAGCAUCCUCUACAAUCACGAUGGCAAUAUGAAUUAAUUAUGGCUGAACAAUUUCUUGAAAGGCGCGAAGUUCAUAUUGAAUUUGUUGCGUGGUUCCUUCCAAAAUUAAGAAAUCUAAAAAAAGUUCCAAGUUCGUAUCUUCAAAAAUGGGAGCUUUUUCAAAAUUGGCUUGACGACCCGGAAUUGAAUAUCGAAAUACAAUGUCUAGUGAAAUUUGGCCAGAAAUUUUACCGUCCAUUUACUGAAUUCCUUGUCGAUUAUGAUCCUCAACCGAGAAUUGUAGAGUCAGACAACUCACUAAAAUGUUUACC
Racocetra persica is the source of this 502-nucleotide messenger RNA. The record is from the annotation of a GenBank genome assembly. Lineage: Eukaryota; Fungi; Glomeromycota; Glomeromycetes; Diversisporales; Gigasporaceae.